AAACCUAUUGCACCACACUUUCAUGGUGAAUGAAAUCGGGGUAUUCGUCCCGAGAGGUAUUUAAAAUACGAUAUCUGUGAGUAGUUCGCUGGCGUGCCCAGCUCACAGUCGGGUCAGGCUUUGCACAGGUUCACUUGAACGAGCUAUCAACAAACGAGAUUCCAUGGCAACCGAGACGCACUCAGCAGUGACGGAAGUGCCGCUGGUGGACAUCCACGUGGACCAUGAAAACUUAGAAAAUGGCGUCUAUCAGGUUUUGGCCGAGUUGCGCAGUGGCUGGACGCGGGAAGACAUUAGAAGAAAAUACAUUGAUCCAAACAGCGCCGGCGCGAACCGCACGUUCGUGUGCUACGUCACCGAAGAUUUUGAUGACGCAGUUGUUUUCCGUGUUCACACUGACCGUUUCCAACAGUUCGUCAACAGAGAAGUCUCUUUGAAAGCGUUCUUACUUUUCAAUGAGAUUGGUUUGGCGCCAAAACUUUACUGUCGUCUGCGGAAUGGGAUCUGUUGUGAAUAUGUCCAUGGGGAGUCGUUUUCAAAGGAUAAACCAGAAAAGUUGAAAGAUAUGAAUAUUGCCAAGAAUGUUGCGCGGGAGCUUGCCAAAAUCCACGCCAAGCAGACGACAAGACUUGCCCGGGAGAAGUACGACAUCACAGAAGAGAAUGCCCCCUGGAUUACAUUUGAAACGUUGAUGAAAUGUUGGCCAACUUCUUAUUUUGAUGCAGAAUGUCAGAAACUAAUCGACUCCCAUGAGUUCCCCACAAAAGAGGAGUUUAUCGUAGAAAAGGCCGACAUGGAGAAGAUGCUAGGCGACCUUGACCUUGCCUGCGGCCUCUGCCAUAACGACAGUGGGUUAGGCAAUGUCAUCUUUAAUGAAGAAAAGGAUCGAGUUAUCAUGAUCGACUACGAUAUCUGCGGAUACAACUAUCAGCUCCUAGACCUGGCACAGUACACCGUCAGCGCCGCCCUUGGUUUUCCCAAGAAGUCCCCAGAGACCGCCGUACGCGCACUUUUCCCGCCAGGGCAACAGAGGGACAUCUGUCGGGCAUAUCUUGAAACAUUACGCCAACUUGAUUCAUGGGACCGUGACGUAGUUGAUGCAGACGUUGAAAGACUUUAUGUACAGCUGCUCAAAAUAUCUUUUUACUUCAUCAUUUACGGAGUGUCAGCCUGCGGCAUCAUGGCGUCGGUACCAAACGUCGGCCCUGGCGUGAGUCCACGAGAAUACAUAACAUCUGGUAUCGGCAAGUGGAACUGGUAUAAGGAGGAGAAAGAGAGGAUUAUGACUAUGAAGGUCCCGGAUGCCCCGCCCAGGUAUAAUCAAAACUAGACACAUUGUUUGUCUACAUCACACUGUUCAUCACCAUGAAUAAACAAGUUCUGGGCCACAUGGACACGUCAUCGAUUAUGGAGGUCCCGGAUGUGCCACCUUAGCCUGGUACCACUGGCCACCGUCAGACGACGCUGUAUUGACGGGACGGACGUCAAUACAGCGUCGUCUGACGGUGGCCAGUGGUACCAGGCUAGUGCCACCUGGGCAUAACAUUAUGAACUAUGAGCUGAAAGGUUGCAUCGUUAAUGGUCGUCCGAUCAGGAACAGCAGAUUGGUCAAAAUUAUGGAUGGAUGGAUUAUUCAUCAUCACAUUUGAAUUGUUAUUGUUAUCGUUAUAUUUAAAAUAAAUAAAGAAACGCGCAACUUAAUCAA
Molecule: messenger RNA, 1705 nt
Organism: Lineus longissimus
Lineage: Eukaryota; Metazoa; Nemertea; Pilidiophora; Heteronemertea; Lineidae
Product: ethanolamine kinase 1-like
Exons: 8
Coding region: 164-1330 (388 amino acids)
Biological process (GO): phosphatidylethanolamine biosynthetic process
Cellular component (GO): cytoplasm
Molecular function (GO): ethanolamine kinase activity
Source: RefSeq, a predicted model, not a curated record